AUGCCAUGGUCUCGAGUGCAUUGUCUUUUUGCAUUCGUAUGGGUCGUAAUCCUAUGCUUUGGCCGAGUCAAUGCCCUUGAAGGCGAUGAAAUGCCCGAGUUUAUCGACUGUUUGGGAAACUGCACCCUGCAAGAUUGUGAUAGCAACAACGAUAGCAGCAACUUACCAUUGUACCUACGAGCCUAUUUCUGGACAUGCCCUGACAAUUGUGGAUACAAUUGCAUGCACGCAUACACCGAUACGCACUCACCCAUGCUGCAAUUUUACGGCAAAUGGCCAUUUUAUCGAUUGUUUGGCAUACAAGAACCAGCGUCAGUAGCAUUCUCCAUUGGCAACGGAUUGGUGCACUUUUAUUACUUGCGGGUGGCGCUGCGAGAAAUACCGCCAUCAAGCUGGUACAUGCGACCUUUUGUCAUCCUGUAUGCUGCCAUCAAUAUCAACACAUGGAUCCAAUCCAGCAUCUUCCAUUCAAGAGAUGUGUCACUAACCGAGCGCUUGGAUUACUUUGGUGCCGCCUUGACUAUCAUCUAUUCUCUAUAUUACGCCAUCCUACGCAUCUUUGGUGUUGAGCGUCGAGAACAUCAAGUAACAAUUGCCGGUGGAUUGAUGCUGUUGUACUUGGCCCACGUAUUGUACAUGUCAUUGGUGUCAUUUAAUUAUGUAUACAACAUGAUUGCAUGUGGUACCAUUGCUGUUAUUCAAGGCGCGCUGUGGAUUAUUUGGUAUCUGGUUGUCGCAUGGCAAUGCAGGAGAAACGACAUGGAUCGGCAACAACUCAUGUACGAGCACUGGGUAGUUUAUUAUGUCGCUGCCAAUGCUGCUACUGUUAUGCUUGAAGUGUUUGAUUUCCCACCCCUGUGGCGAGUCUUUGAUGCUCACAGCUUGUGGCAUAUGUCUACCAUAUUUGUCGCUCCUCUUUGGUAUCAUUUUGUCCUUCAAGAUGCUCGCUAUCAAACCAACUGGCGUAUGAUCAAGCAAGAUGACGAUAACGAUAAUGACAGCGGCUAUGAGCAAUAUCCUCUCUUUUGA
Molecule: messenger RNA, 1029 nt
Organism: Lichtheimia ornata
Lineage: Eukaryota; Fungi; Mucoromycota; Mucoromycetes; Mucorales; Lichtheimiaceae
Exons: 1
Coding region: 1-1029 (342 amino acids)
Biological process (GO): GPI anchor biosynthetic process
Cellular component (GO): endoplasmic reticulum membrane
Molecular function (GO): hydrolase activity, acting on ester bonds
Source: RefSeq, a predicted model, not a curated record